UUAAUCCCCAAGAAUUACAAGAGAAAAGUAUAAAAAUUUCCAACACAAAUGAUGUGAUUUCUGAAAAGAAAAGGUUAAUUCCAAUACCCAAAAUAGCUGAAGGUUUGGGUUGUAAUCAGGAAGCAGGAAAAGUUAAUACUGGAAGAACAUGCCAAUACCCUCCUUUAGUUUUAUCAGAUGAAGAGAAACGUUUACUUAUGAAAGAAGGGAUAAAGCUACCUACACAUUAUCCUCUUACAAAAAGCGAAGAAAAGGAAUUAAAACGUAUUCGAAGGAAAAUCCGCAACAAAAUUUCAGCUCAAGAUUCAAGAAAGCGUAAGAAAGAGUAUGUGGACGGUUUAGAGGAAAGAGUAAAGCGUGGAUCAGAAGAAAAUAAAUUCUUGUUAAAGAGAGUGAAACAACUUCAGAAGCAAAACAGUAGACUGAUGGCUCAGCUUAGCAAACUGCAAGCAUUAAUAUUUGACAACAGCUCUACUAAAGCUACCCCAGCAACUUGUCUUAUGAUUGUUUUGUUUUCUGCACUUUUGGUUUCUUUGCCUAAUAUGAGAGUUGCUCAGGAUAAAGAAUUAGGCGACCAACAGCAGAUUGCAGCAAGAAGAGCUUUAUUAUUUAGUCAUUCAGCAACGAAUGAAGAAGACACCCUUAAUAUGGAAGAAUUCCUAUUAUUUGGUAAAGAGGAUUCGGAAGGGGAUGAUAGGUAUUCAAAGUAUGAGGAACAAAUUGAGAAAGUGGAUUUCUCCAAGAUCCUUGAGCAGUUGAAUAAAAAUUUAGAAACUGGAGAGAGCAACUGUUCAGAAAGUGAGGUAAAAAAUUCAUUGUUCUUUGAAACAUGUAAAAAAUUUGAAAAAGAAAUUAAAGACACAGUUCAUAAUUUAAAGACUGCUCUGAAUGACUUUAACAAUGAAAUAAACGAUGACAAGGCAAUGAAAAAUAAGCACGGUUUCUACGAACCGGAUAUUGAUGAUGAUUGGUCUCCGUCCGAAACAAUAAAAACGCUAAAUAUAAAGUCGGUUGCUGACGAAUAUGAACAUUCUGCCAAAAGAGCUAAACGUGAGCACGACGUUUCUAGUUCUGAGAAAAACGUGAGAAUGUCUACGAUUGUCGGCGCUCAGCAUAAAAUAAACGCAUCGGAAAUUUAAUUACAAUUAGAAAAGAUAAUAUAUUCAUUUUUAAAAAUCGGCAUUUAAUUGGUUUUAUUUAUAUUAAU
This is a messenger RNA of Agrilus planipennis (emerald ash borer), 1207 nucleotides long. RefSeq names its product cyclic AMP-responsive element-binding protein 3-like protein 4 (gene CrebA). Gene Ontology annotation, cellular component: nucleus. Gene Ontology annotation, biological process: regulation of transcription by RNA polymerase II. The transcript has 5 exons. The record is from RefSeq and is a predicted model, not a curated record. Gene Ontology annotation, molecular function: DNA-binding transcription factor activity, RNA polymerase II-specific; RNA polymerase II cis-regulatory region sequence-specific DNA binding. Bases 198 to 1139 code for a protein of 313 amino acids. NCBI's taxonomy places the organism in Eukaryota, Metazoa, Arthropoda, Insecta, Coleoptera, Buprestidae.